Messenger RNA from Seriola aureovittata, 559 nucleotides. Its product is annotated as hepcidin-like. Bases 91 to 351 code for a protein of 86 amino acids. Lineage: Eukaryota; Metazoa; Chordata; Actinopteri; Carangiformes; Carangidae. Gene Ontology annotation, molecular function: 2 iron, 2 sulfur cluster binding. The transcript has 3 exons. Gene Ontology annotation, cellular component: extracellular region. Gene Ontology annotation, biological process: intracellular iron ion homeostasis; defense response to bacterium. The record is from RefSeq and is a predicted model, not a curated record.
GCCAUCAGACUGGAGAACUCAAAGGAGGUGAGAAGAGUCACCAAAAGAGUCAAAGAACAUAACAACUUCAACAAGUCACUCUCUUCUAAGAUGAAGACCUUCAGUGUUGCAGUUGCAGUUGCAGUGGCCGUCAUGCUCACCUUUAUUUGUAUUCAGGAGAGCUCUGCCACAUUUACUGAGAUACAGGAGCUGGAGGAGGCGGUGAGCAAUGACAAUCCAGCUGUUGAACAUCAGGAGACAUCAGUGGACUCAUGGAUGAUGCCAUAUAACAGACAGAAGCGUGGCAUUAAGUGUCGCUUCUGCUGCGGCUGCUGCACCCCCGGUGUCUGUGGACUGUGCUGCAGAUUCUGAGGAUUCCUGCUCCAACAACCGUUAAAUGUUCAUUUGUUUGGCUUUAGUUUUACCACUUUGAAUUAUUGUAACAUGGUUGUAAAGUUCUGAUGAUGUUUCUGGAUUUGGUCACACUGUAGUUAAUGUUUGCUCAGUGAUGUGACUGUAUCAUCCACAUGUUAUCCUACAUAUCUGCUGAAUUAUCACAAUAAACUUCAAUGUCACUAUA